AUUAAUUAGAUUACUAAAAUACUAUUUUUGUUCUGUUUAGAACUCCAUUUAAGAUAUUGGAGCGGUGGCGUUUAUAUACUUUCAGAUGAUUAUGUAAUGCUUCUAAUUAGGCCUACUUCUAAUAAAUGAAAAACAACCUUAAAUAGAUAAAAUUGCAUGAUAAGCCAAAAUAACUACAUUUUAAACCUAAAACCAAAAGGGAAGCGGGAAAAGAAAACAUUGACUGAUACAUACGUCACCAGAUUAGCACGUGUGAAGCUCGUAUUGGAUGGUUACGGAAAUAAUUAUCAGAGGCAGACUAUAAACAAUCUGAAGGAGGUAACGUAACGUAGUGAAGGCGAGCUUAUAAGUUGAGUCCUUUUCUCCUUCUUCUUCUUUCUCGUCGUCACUCUCCUACUUACCCGCUUCUUCUCCUCAGCUCGGAAGUUUGUUACCGACGGCGAUUCAUCGAACCAGAGUCUCGUCGGUUUUCUCGAACUGGAAUCAAUGAAGAUAUUUGUCAAAACGCUGAAGGGGGAUCGCUUCGAGAUCCAAGUCAACCUCGAGGAUUCGGUUGCUGAUGUGAAGAAGAACAUAGAAACCGUGAUGCGAGUUACUGCUGCAGAACAAAUGCUUAUUCAUAAAGGGAAAGUGCUUAAAGAUGAAACAACGAUGGAGGCUAACGAAGUUUCCGAGAAAAGCAUUAUUGCCGUUAUGAAGAGAAAACAUGCAUCUACCGUAACGUCUACCUCAUCUGCUAGCCUUAAACCUCAGGCUCAUGCAGCGCCUCCUCAUGCUGCUGCAUCAAAUGUGAACUAUAAAAGUAUUUCAGAGAGUGACAUUCAGCAGAUUCUUGAGACGGUCAGUGGAACCUGGAGCCGUGAAGCGGUUGCCUAUGCACUCUACUUUGCAUCUAAUGACCUUGAUAAAGCUGUGGAAUAUCUUUACUUUGGGUUGCCGGAGCAGAGUGAAGAUCCUUACAAAACGGAGGGCACACAGGAGCAUACUCAAGAACCUGAAGCUCCUCAAGAUGCAGUCCAAGAAUGGUCACUUGAUAUCUUGCGUAACACUCCAGAGUUUGAGUAUGUACGACCUCUGGUGCAAUCAGACCCUAGUCUCCUACAGGAAAUUCUGGAAGUGAUAGAGGAACACAAUCCGCAGUUGGUUCAGUUUAUUCUUGACAACAAAGCAGACUUCACACGCUUAGUACUGGAGCAGCCUCAGGAACACCAAGACAACGACGUCUUACACUUUCAAAGCAACGAACCAAACAACGGAGGAGAAAGUGGAAACCAAGUGGGAAAGUCUGAAGAAACCGAAGUUGAGCAGCCUCAAGCAGACCAAACCAACAAACCAAACAACGGAGAUGGUGACAACCAAGUGGGAGGAGAGUCUGAGGAAACCGAAGUUGAAACGACAAAAGAUGCAGAAGCGAAAACCCGUGUUGAAGCAGAGAUUGAAUGCCUUGAGAAACAAUUUAGUGAGAUCUAAGUGAUUUUUUUAUUUUGAUGUUGCAAAAGUAAACUUGGAAUAUUUUUCCAGAUAAUCACAAAUUCAGGCGUAAGUGAUUUGUUAUUUUUUUUGUUUAAAUAAAGAUGAACUAUAUACGU
Brassica napus (rape) is the source of this 1589-nucleotide messenger RNA. RefSeq names its product ubiquitin receptor RAD23c-like. Gene Ontology annotation, cellular component: nucleoplasm; cytosol. Gene Ontology annotation, biological process: nucleotide-excision repair; proteasome-mediated ubiquitin-dependent protein catabolic process. The record is from RefSeq and is a predicted model, not a curated record. The coding region runs from base 487 to 1470 and encodes 327 amino acids. Lineage: Eukaryota; Viridiplantae; Streptophyta; Magnoliopsida; Brassicales; Brassicaceae. Gene Ontology annotation, molecular function: proteasome binding; polyubiquitin modification-dependent protein binding; damaged DNA binding. The transcript is spliced from 10 exons.